GUCUCCUCAGAUCUCCAGGCUCGUCAUGGCGUCGCUGCCGCCGGGCAAUGACACCUACAGCCGCGCGUCCGCGUGCAUGGGAAUCCACCAGUCCCGUGUCGCGUCUCCUGUGUUGUCGCUCUGACCGGUAGAUGUUAACAGAUGAGACCAUGAUGGAGGACGAGGACAUUCCGGCGGUGCUGCCGACCAGCAGCCCGAAAGAACCCGAGAACGGAGGAGACGUCGGGGAUAAUAACGGGAGGACUCGCGGAGAUGAACCCCAGCCCGACGCGGUGGUCCUCCAAGAGGGGCUGCAGCCCACUGCGGCUCGGAGCGACCGGGACGGCUCAUGUGGAGCCCAUGUUUCUACGGAGAUCCGCGUUCUGAAGCGUAACAUGAGGCGGAUGGGGAGCCGGGGCUGCGCGAGCCGGAAGACCCGGUUCGGAUCGCGGGAGCGGGACUGGCUGAAGGGCGACACGCAGCGGGGCUGUGUGUGUCUGUACGGGGGGGCGGCGGCGGACCCCCAGCCGGCCGGCCCCGGGCCCCCGGCCCCCUCCGGGCCCCAGGCCGACCUGCAGAUGGUGCUCUGCUCCACCAGCACCACGGUGGAGGAGCUGCUGGCCCAGAGGGACGGAGAGGCGCUCUACGUCCAGCUCCACGGGGACCUGCUGAGGCGUCUGGGCCCCUCCGAGCGGCCCCUCCAGAUGGUGUUCGACUACCUUUCGGCGCUGGGCUUCAGGGAGCCGGCCCGCGUGCAGCAGGAGGCCAACAACUCAGACCUCAGCUGUAUGAUCCGCUUCUACAGCGAGCGGCCGGUGAACGUGGACCAGCGAGACCGCGCCCUGUUGAGGGGCGUGUUCAGCGUGCGGAAGGGGAAGACCCAGCUGCACAAGUGGGCGGAGCGACAGGUCAUCCUCUGUGGCACCUGUCUGACGGUGGCCUCGGUCAAAGACCGCGAGGAGGGGAAGAUGCACAUCCUGCCUCUGGUCGGGGGGAAGGUGGAGGAGGUGAGGAGGAGGCAGCACUGUCUGAUGUUCAGCUCCGCUGGGCCCCAGGCCCAGACCUACUUCGUCAACUUCGACUCCCUGGCAGACUACCAGCGGUGGCACCGCCAGGCGUCCAAAGUGGUCUCCCAGACAGUGUGCUUGGUGGACCUCUCCUGCUACAACCUGGAGGCAGUGCCGGAGUACCUGUUCUACAGCCAGGACAUCACACACCUCAACCUGAGACACAACUUCAUGACCCCCCAGGGGCCGGGGGGACUGCUCAACCUGCCCAGGUUCUCCCAGCUGAAGAGCCUGAACCUGUCCCACAACCGCCUGGGCAUGUUCCCCGAGGUGGUCUGUGAGAUCCUCACCCUCACAGAGCUCAACCUCUCCUGCAACGGCCUGAAGGCCGUCUCUGAGCAGAUAGCAAACCUGCAGAGCCUACAGACUCUCUCUCUGGAGGGGAACGACCUGAGCUCCCUGCCGGAGGAGCUUGGAGGCCUGUCCCAGCUGAGCAGCCUGGGCCUUUCCUUCAACGACUUCCCCCAGAUCCCUGCGGUGCUGCGGGGGCUCAGCGGGCUGGAGAGGCUGGGCAUGGCGGGGAACCGAGUGGAGCGCCUGGAGCUCUGUGUUCUGGCCUCCAUGAUCCGUGUGAAGACUGUGGACCUGCGUCUGAACGGGCUGCGCUGGGUGACCAGCGAGAGCCCCGAGGUCAUAGGUCACGUGACCCAGCUGGACCUGAGGGACAACGGCCUGGCCUCGCUGGACCUGAGCCCCCUCGGCAGCCUGGAGACGCUGCACUGCCAGCGGAACCGCCUGCAGACGCUCACCCUGAGCGGGCUCGGCCUGCGGACGCUGCAGGCCGCCAGCAACCGCCUCAACAUGGUCAACAUCUAUCCUGUCCCCAACGAGCUGACCGACUUGGACCUAUCACGGAACCAGUUGGAGUACCUUCCGGACUGGGUGUGUGACAGCAGGAAGAUGGAGGUGCUGGACCUCGCCCACAACGCGCUGACAGAACUCCCGUCCAGGUUACUGAACAGCAUGAGUCUGAGGAGGCUGCUGGCGGGGAACAACCUCCUGCAGGCGCUCCCUGAGCUGCUGGACCACGUCCCCCUGGAGGCGCUGGACCUCCAGCACAACCGGCUCAGCAGGCUGCCCCACAGCCUCUUCUGCAAGGCCCUGAACUUGAAAUACCUAAACGUGUCAGCCAAUACGCUGGAGACGAUCCCCCCCAGCAGCCAAUCAGAGGAGAGCCUCAGCACGCUCCAGGAGUUGUACCUGACAGGAAACAACCUGAGCGAGAGCGUGGGGGGACUGCUGGUGGGCCACCCGCGUCUCCGGGUCCUCCACCUCGCCUACAACCAGCUGCUCUCCUUCCCCGCCAGUAAGCUGAGCAGGCUGGAGCAGCUGGAGGAGCUGAACCUGAGCGGGAACCGUCUGAGGAGCAUCCCUUCCACCGUGGCCCGCUGCCCCAGGCUGCACACGCUGGUCGCCCAUAGCAACCUCCUCAGCACCUUCCCCGAGAUCCUCAGCCUGCCCGAGAUCAAGUACGUGGACCUGAGUGGUAACGAGCUGAGUGAGGUGGUGUUGUCCGACCCGCUGCCCCCCUCCCUCCAGGAGCUGGACCUGACGGGGAACAGCAGCCUGGUCCUGGAGCCCAAGACCCUCAACCUCUUCAGCCACAUCACCACCCUGAAGCUGGACCAGAGGGCCGCGGGGGGGGCCGGGGGGGCCCCCGCCCUGUGGAGCCACGGCUACUCAGAGACCAGCGGCCAGAGGAACAAGCUGUGUGUGUCCGUUCUCGCCAUGGACCGCUUCGGAGACGGGCUGGGCGCGGUUUACGGCCUCUUCGACGGCGACCGCAACGAGGAGGUGCCCCGCCUGCUGCAGUGCACCAUGGGAGACGUGCUGUCGGAGGAGCUGCAGCACUCCAGCGUGGACCGCGUGUACAUGAGCAACACCUUCCUCACCUCGCACAGGAAGCUGGGCAUGGCGGGCCAGAAGCUGGGGGCCUCCGCCCUGCUCUGUUACAUCCACCGGGAGCCCUCGGACCCCGGGGGGGGGCACCUGCGGCUGACCGUGGCCAACGUGGGCAGCUGCCAGGCCGUGCUGUGCCGCGACGGCCGGCCCCUAGUCCUCUCCAAGGUCCUCACGUUGGAGAGCUGCCCCGAGGAGAUGGAGAGGGUGAAGAACGGCAAGUCCAUCAUCACUGAGGACAACAAGGUGAGCGGGGUGACGGGCUGCUCCCGCCUGCUGGGCUGCUCCUACCUCUCCCCCUGGGUGCUGCCGGACCCCUGGGUGCACACCGAGCGCCUCUGCUCCCAGGACCGCUUCCUCAUCCUGGGCAACCGCGCGCUGUUCCAGAGGGUCUCGCCCCGGGAGGCGGUCCGCACGGCGCAGACCGCCGCGGACCCCGCCGCCGCCGCCAGGAAGCUGUGCUCGCUGGCGCAGAGCUACGGCUGCCGGGACAACUUGGGGGCGCUGGUGGUGGCGCUGAACCUCGGGGAGGACAGCUGCACCUGCUGCCGCCCGCACCCCCCCGCCGCCGACGGGGGCGCCGCCCGGGCCCGCCCGCCCCUCACCCCGGCGGCGGCGGCGGGCGGCGUCUCAGAGCCUCGGACCUCGGAAGCCGUGCAGCGAGGCGGGCCCCCAGGGAGCCGCCUCCGCCCGGGUCCCCCUACCGCGCGGCCGGAGAGGCUCUGCAGCCUGCACCCGGCCCCCCCCACAGGGCUGUUCCAGCGCCAGCCCCCCUCCAGCGCGGCGCUCUUCCCCGGGGGGCUCUCGGACAACGGGCUGGACAGCGACGACGAGGGGCCGCUGGACGGGGUGACCUCCAACGGCCGCCGGCUGGAGGUGGAGGCGGACAUCCACUGCUGCGCCUUCCAGCUGCGGCCGGGGACCGCGGAGCGCUCCGCCCAGCGGGGGAAGGUGCGGCGGCAGAACAGCGUGGUGGUGUCGGCAACCAACGGCUGCCUGCUGGCCGUGUGCGGCCGGGGGGGGGCCGGCCUGAGGAAGUCCCCCUCCGCCUCCAGCCUGGGGGCCAAGAAGCUGCCCAACGGCUCGGUGGUGGCCCCCCAGGACAGCCACAACCUCAUCGAGGUGGCCCUGGAGGCCCCCAGGAAGAAGUCGGGCUACUUCACCGCCCCGGCCCAGCCGGACCCCGAGGACCAGCUGGUGGUGCCCCCGGGCCUGGAGCAGGCGGUGCGCGAGCAGCUGAGGGCCCAGGGCUCUGUGGUGCCGGGGGCCCCGGGCCCCUCCACGGCCCCCGCCGCCAGGGACCCGGUCUGGGACCCCCCCCACGCCCGGGCCCCCGGCCUGGUCCCGCUGGCCGGCCCCGCUCGGCAGGAGGUGUACGACACGGCGCUCUAGAGGGACGGUCCCACAGCCCCCUCUAGCGGCCGCCGGGGGGACUGCAGGGCAGAGGAGCGUCUGCUGGGAGCUCGACUCACAACGGCAGCGGCGACAGGAAAUAGGUUAAAGAACUAGAACGUGUUGAAGUGGCGUCCAUCACUUUUCUUGAAGGUCCAUUGUGGAAAGAAGGCUGGCUAUAUUAUAUAUAUAGAGAGAGUGGGACAUCCUUACAGGACACGUUCGACUCUUGGGUACAUUGAUCAAACAUAGCAAAAAAUAUCAGCAACAUUUCCCUUUACUUGUAAAGUAAGUUUAUGGCGCGUGAACAAAACACACGUUGUUGUCCUGGAACGUCCUUCCCCAAGGGACGCAGGACCGGAGAGGAGAGGAUAAAGUGCCUACCGCAGAGGCUCAAAAGCGUUACAUGGCUGGUCCAACACUGGACUUUGUUCUCCAGAGCUUCCCGCCUCAUCUUGUGGCAGCAGAGGAACGAUGGUCUGACUGUAUACUGGUCGACACACACCAGGUACAGCAGUGAGGGUCAGACAGAAGAGCCCUUAAAGCCUUGCUGGGGGUUUCUGGUCUCUCAGUUCUGCAAAGUAACUCUUCACCUGAUAAUCAGAAUUAGAAUUAUUUUAUUGGCAAGGAAAUUUGCACGAGAGAGUGACUGGGUGAGGUUGACAUACGAGAGAGUAUAUGGGUGCGGUUGGUGGAUGGAACACUUAGAACAACACGAUGCAACGGAAGGUUUUAACCAGAACAUGAAUAGGUAAAACUAAAUAUUAAGUUAAAAUAAUUGCACACAUUGGUUGAUCAGAAACAUUUACAAAUGCAAAAGUGUAAAAAAUUAACCAAUUCAUCAAAUAACAGAAAUAGAAGAAUAAAUAGCUUGUUAUUUGUAAAAGUCAAGUCAUCUGUAAUGACAAAAGGUGCCAGAGAUGGUUUCAGCAUUCAGCUCUGAAUCAAAUAAUCCAGUUUGGAGUUUCAAUCAAGCAGCCAAAACACAG
Molecule: messenger RNA, 5326 nt
Organism: Gadus chalcogrammus (walleye pollock)
Lineage: Eukaryota; Metazoa; Chordata; Actinopteri; Gadiformes; Gadidae
Gene: phlpp2
Product: PH domain and leucine rich repeat protein phosphatase 2
Exons: 21
Coding region: 132-4337 (1401 amino acids)
Molecular function (GO): protein binding
Source: RefSeq, a predicted model, not a curated record